Molecule: messenger RNA, 1308 nt
Organism: Moneuplotes crassus
Lineage: Eukaryota; Ciliophora; Spirotrichea; Euplotida; Euplotidae
Source: the annotation of a GenBank genome assembly
UGCCUGAUAAUGUAUAAUAAAUUAAUGUUAAAUAACAGUAAAGAAGAAACCAAGCAAGGGACUUCCUUGACUAAAGAUUUCAACUUACUCUCUCCUGCCUCUAGAAUCGUUGCACUCCAAUUGGUUAACUCUUACAGACUUUCCUUACAUCAGCUGAUGUAUAGAGGAAUUGAGAAAUUCAGUACGAAUGAGAGGCUACUGACAAUCUAUGCUCUUUCUCUCUUGAAGCCUGAAGUUGCUGAGUAUAGAAAUGGAAUCCUUCUCAAUCCUAACAAUUUGCUAGUCAACUCCAGAGAUAACCUCAGUUCUGCCACGUGAGUGAGAACUGAGACUUUGAAGAAUGGAAAAGUUGAAGAGACGAAAGAGAAGCUGGAGCAGGAUCUUGAGUUGGAAAAAGAGUCUAUCCUUGUCAAGUCUCUCCCUACUGGCCAUUUCUCACUGAAUAAUGGGCAUCCCAAGGUCUUUCUGAGAUUAGAGAAAGAGAAGACCUGCUUCAUGAUGAUAAAGAGUCAUUCAGUCUAUGAUGUUGUUGCUGGACUUCAGAAUGGCAUUUGGAGUUCAACAAUCAAAGGAAAUGACACACUAAGAGAUGCUUAUGAAGAGUUUGUAGUCAACAGAAAGGGCCAUGUCUACUUAUUCUUCAGUGUCAACAAGAGUGGCCAUCUCAGUGCAAUUGGAGAGCUAGUAUCCAACCAGAUUCAGGAGAUGCCGGAUAUCUGGCUUGAAAAACAAAAGUACUCCAGUUGCUUCUUGAUCAGGUUUAUCUUAGUCAAAAAUGUUCCCAUGAAGCUCUUCUCUCACCUGAACAAUGGUAGAGAUGUCCCACUUAGAAGAAGCAGGGAUACUGAUAGGAUUGGGUAUGAUGAAGGCCUGUUCAUCAUGAAGAACUUUAUCAAUCAUAAUACUUCUUCAAGUAUCUUGUUUGACUGCAAUCUGCUGAAUCAAUAUUCUUCGGAAGAGCAAAAGAAAAGUGAAGAGGAUCCUAAGGUACUUAAAGUUAUCAAGAAUAAGAACCUGAACCAGCUGACACCUCUAAAGACCAUGAAGCCGUUGAGCAGUUCUAGCCCAGCAUAUUCUCCUCCAAGUUCAAAGUCAACGCAGAAAGUUGUCUCAAAGCCACCUGCUAAAGAUGUUCAGCAUAACUUAGUGAGAACUUAUAGACCAGUUGAGAUGCUUCAGGAGCUACCUGCUAGACCUCAAGCUAGAAAGAUCAGCAACGAAAAGAGCAUGUUCUCCUAUGGAUACUACUCUGAAAGAUCCUUCUUCGGUAUUUACAGUGGUUAAUGCUUCAAUUUACUGAAAUAUAAA